UAAAUUACUCGUUUUAUGGACAAGUGGUACGAAUGUUGGUUUUAUUUUUUUAAGUACCUUUAGUACCAACAGUAGUAAUGUCAAAAACAGACACGUAUAACAACCAAGAGGAUGAAGUAAGUAAAGCUCGACUAGAAAAACUAGACCAAUUUUUUGUUCAGAAGAUUGUUCUACAACCUUUCAACCAUUUCAAACAACUACCACCUUUGGACGACUUCAUUGCGAAAAUCUGGGCGGCCUCUAACUACUGGUUUCAAGUACCCAAAGACGAUUUGAAAAAAAUUACCAUCUUGGCAAACAAAUUAGUAGCCGCGAUUUAUUUAAUUGACGAUUUGACCGAUAAUGCGCAACUUCGUCGAGGAAUUGUGGCGUCCCAUUUAGUCUAUGGAAACCCUCGAGCGAUUUAUGGGUCCAUUUAUGGUGCCAUUUCCGCAAUGGCAAAAUUUGAUGAGCUCAAGGUCAUUGAUGGUUUUAUCACGUUGGGUUUAAACUUGUUCCAAGGGCAGGCCAUGGAAAUGUACUUCACCAGAAAUGGAAUCUGCCCCUCGGAAAAAGAAUACCAGGAAACGGUAGUCAAAAAAACCACUUCAGCUAUUUCGUUCUCGUUUUUUCUGCAACAAGUUUUUGCUAGGACCCAUAAGACAAGCGAUUUUGAGCCAUUUCUGGUCACACUGGGACUGUUUUUCCAAAUUUGCAACGACUACAUCAGUCUGACGUCCCGCAGCUACGCAGACCUUAAAACUUUCGGAGACGACAUAACAGAGGGGAUAUUUACUUUUCCCGUUAUACAUGGAAUAAGAAAGCGUCCUGAAGAUCAUCGACUUAAGGACAUCCUCAAGCAAAGAACAACUGAUCAAAAUUUGAAACUACAUUUUGUUAAAUUGUUACAAGAAUUUGGAAGUUUCGACUACACACUGCAAACUCUAGCAAAACUGAAACACAACUGUGUCGAAGAAAUGAAGAAAAUCGGACCGAAUCCGGAAAUGGAAAACCUUCUAAAUGAUGCUUUAAAUCACAUAGGAGCUCUCGUAAUGUGACAAGGUUUAUUUUUCUAGAAAACAUGAAUCAAUUAAUUAACAACGUAAACAAA
Molecule: messenger RNA, 1090 nt
Organism: Zophobas morio
Lineage: Eukaryota; Metazoa; Arthropoda; Insecta; Coleoptera; Tenebrionidae
Product: terpene synthase-like
Exons: 6
Coding region: 78-1037 (319 amino acids)
Biological process (GO): isoprenoid biosynthetic process
Molecular function (GO): prenyltransferase activity
Source: RefSeq, a predicted model, not a curated record